AUGUUCAAGUGCGUCCACAUCUCAAAGUUCCAUCUGGUGAAACCCAACAUGACCAUGAUGGAGAUUUUCGACAUGAACAAGGUGCUAUGUCUUUUGGUCAUAGCUAGGUCCUUCCACACAGUAUUUGGAAACCUAGAAAAGAAAAUCCAUGGACCAGGCACUAAAUCCAGCGACAAAUGAAUAGACACAAAUUACAAGUCUCAGACUCCAAGUUGAAUAGAAAGCUCAUAGACGUCUAUCUAGCGAAUGAAAAGGCUCACGAACAUGGAAGAGUAAAAAUAAUAUUUUCGAACGAUUUUUUUGAAUGGAGGCAACUAAAUCUCCUGUCUACUUCGAUAAUAUGAAUGCGAGGAAUUUUGAUAUCAUUUGCGAAUACGAAUCGAGACAUUUUUAUACGCGAAUGUGACAUAUUUAAAGCUCUCAAAUGAAGUGAUUAUGUUCUUUUUAUAUUUAAGAAUGCAAGAAAUGUGUAUAUGCAGUAAAGUAUCCUUGAAU
Messenger RNA from Acanthoscelides obtectus, 495 nucleotides. The record is from the annotation of a GenBank genome assembly. NCBI's taxonomy places the organism in Eukaryota, Metazoa, Arthropoda, Insecta, Coleoptera, Chrysomelidae.